CUCCUCUCCAUCCCUUCGCGUGCGCAGAAGAAUUCCCUGCGUGCUGGCGCGGCUGCUCCCCUCGCUUUCCUCCUCUCGUCUUCGUCUUCCCCCUUUCGGCUCCCCCCGCGGCGUAGCUUUUGGAGCCCCCGUUCGUCCGUGCGCGUGAGAUCGCGUGCAAGCGCACGCGCGCGCGCGACGAUUUUCGAAGAGUUGGGGGGCAAGGAAUCCCCCGAUUAGGAAAGAUUCCACGCUCCCACGCUUCAAAUCCCAUCCCCUGAUCCCCCAACCACGACCGCCCUCGAUUCGCUUCCGGUUGCUGCUGCCGAGGUCGGGAUUGGUGCUGGAAUUCGGUGCGGGGGAGCUGUUCCGUGCCCAAUUCGGCCCGGCCCCCUCCGUGCGAUUCGAUUCGAUUCGAUUUUUCCGACCGGGGCUUGCUGCUUCCGCCGCCGGGGGUGCUCCGAGCUGCUCGAGCUGGGCACCGGAGUCUCCGGUGAUACCCUCCGCAGGUCGAUCUGAUUCGCUCCCCAGCCGCCGCCGCCGCUGCCGCUUCCUGCUGAUUCCGGCACCAUUUCGACCCGCGCGGCCGGAUCCUUGGAUGAUUCCGAUCGAUCCGGGACCAAGAGGACCAAGGCUUCAUCACCUCACCAGGGCCCCGGCGGCGGUGGAUCCAUGGCGGGGGAGAAGGCGCCGCGCGCGUUCUCCAUCGAGGAGCUCCCGGGCCACCUCGUCGGGGAGGUCCUGACCUCCGGCAGGCUCGCGGCCGCCGACCUCGCCAGGCUCGAGGCCACCUGUCGCGCGCUCAGGCCGCUCGCGGAGUACGCCGCGUCCAAGCUAUGCUCCGCGCGGGCGGCGUUCGCGGUUAUGGGCCCCGCGGCGAGGGGGGAGCUGCUGGAGAGGUGCGGGGGCAGCUGGAAGAAGGUGCUCAGGUUCCUGCAGUCCGUCGAGCAGUCGUCAGGCGCCGUCGCGACCUCGUCGGGCAGCAUGCAAGUAGCCACAGGAAGAUAUCACACACUUUUGGUCCAUGACUCUUCUGUCUAUUCUUGUGGGUCCAGCUUGUGUGGUGUGCUAGGUCAUGGCCCAGAUACUACACAGUGUGCAGCAUUCAGUCGGGUUUCCUUUCCAUCACUUUCCCGUGUUAUCAACAUCUCUGCCUCGCACAACCAUGCUGCUUUUGUUACGGAGUCUGGUGAGGUUUUCACCUGUGGUGAUAAUUCAUCAUUAUGCUGUGGUCAUGGUGAAGUGGGGAGGACGAUAUUUCGACCAACGCAAGUAGAAGCACUUAAAGGGGUUUCUUGCAAGCAGGUCGCUACUGGUCUAAGUUUUACUGUGAUUCUUACAAGGGAUGGCCAAGUAUAUACAUGUGGAAGUAACACACACGGCCAACUUGGCCAUGGUGACACCAUUGACAGGGCCACUCCAAAGAUUAUUGAAUUAUUUGAAGGCCCCACUCAAGUGGUGCAGAUAGCAGCUGGUGCAAGCUACACAUUUGCUGUAACAGAUGAUGGAACAGUUCAUUCCUUUGGGUCUUGCACUAAUUUCUGCCUUGGACAUGGUGAUCAGCAUGAUGAACUUCGUCCACGCGCCAUCCAAUCAUUUAAGAGGAGGAACAUUCAUGUAGUUCGUGUUUCUGCUGGAGAUGAGCAUGCUGUGGCUCUUGAUGCUCUGGGACACGUUUAUACAUGGGGCAGAGGAUACUGUGGAGCAUUGGGCCAUGGUGAUGAGAAUGAUAAAACUAGCCCAGAAUUGAUCAGCAGUCUGAAGAACCAAGUUGCUGUGCAGGUAUGUGCAAGGAAGAGAAAGACCUUUGUUCUCACAGAUGAGGGCUCAGUUUAUGCGUUCGGAUGGAUGGGCUUUGGGAGUUUAGGGUUUCCUGACCGAGGAUCAUCUGACAAAGUAAUGAAGCCCCGCGUUCUUGAGAGCCUGCGGGAUCACUAUGUCUCCCAAAUAAGUACUGGACUUUAUCACACUGUUGCUGUGACAAAUAAAGGCAUUGUAUUUGGGUUUGGGGACAAUGAGCGAGCACAACUUGGGCAUGAAUACAUUCGUGUGUGCUUGAAACCUACUGAGAUAAUGUUCCAGAAGAGUAUGGAAGAUAUAGCGAUCGUGACACCUAGUGGUUGAAUUCAAGACCAAAAACCGCCAUUUUGGACACUGUUGCCUGCAUAUGUUGUAUUUAUAAGGUAUUCUUCUCGGCAACUGUAUUUUAUACUGUGAUUUGCGAGUAAUUGGGUGAACAGAAGAAGAUCAAGGUUGGAGGACAGUGAUGUGUAGCUAAAGAAGCAUAUAGUUUAGUAAUGUGUGAUGUAUUGAAUAAUUUAACCCACCAUUUUUCCUCUGUAUAAAAAAUAUUGGUGUGUUUGUAUUUUUUUUGUCUCCAUUGUUUCUUGGCUGUGCCCUGUCAAGCGUUGAGUAAAUAGUGUUUGCUACCCCUGCUGUUUAUUAUAGCUUAA
Molecule: messenger RNA, 2432 nt
Organism: Panicum hallii
Lineage: Eukaryota; Viridiplantae; Streptophyta; Magnoliopsida; Poales; Poaceae
Product: ultraviolet-B receptor UVR8
Exons: 6
Coding region: 652-2103 (483 amino acids)
Source: RefSeq, a predicted model, not a curated record